ACUUUUUCAUCCUAAACAAUUUAUUUUAAAAUUCUUUCAUAAUGAAUCCACACACGAAAGUUGACAUUUAUGUUUUUAGUUUCUCUUUCACAUUCCAACUUUUGUUAAACAUUUCUGAGUUUUAUGUUAUAAAUAAACAGAAAUCAGGUUCAACAAUCAAAAAACAUAGCAAUUAACUAAGAUGGCGCAAGUUAAGAACAAGCAAGUGAUUCUGAAAGAUUAUGUUACUGGUUUCCCUAAAGAAUCAGACAUGAACAUAGUUGACAGUACCAUAACUCUAAAGAUUCCAGAAGGUUCCAACGAUCUUGUUCUGGUAAAAAACCUCUACUUGUCUUGUGAUCCUUACAUGCGGGGUCUCAUGAACAAACCACAAGGAACCGCCAGUCCUCUUGCCUACUCCCCUCAAUCUGCGAUAGCUGGUUGUGGCGUGUUGAAAGUUCUGGAAUCUGGACACAAAGGUUAUAAGGAAGGUGAUUUGGUGUGGGGGUUUACGAAAUGGGAAGAGUACAGCUUGAUCCCUGCAGCUCAAAUACUUUUCAAAAUUGAGCAUACUGAUGUUCCACUUUCUUACUAUACCGGAAUUCUCGGUAUGCCGGGAAUGACUGCUUAUGCAGGUUUCUUUGAAGUAGGAAGUCCUAAGAAAGGAGAGAAUGUUUUCGUUUCGGCUGCAUCUGGUGCUGUUGGACAACUUGUUGGACAAUUCGCUAAAUUGCACGGUUGCUAUGUGGUUGGAAGUGCUGGAACUAAAGAAAAGGUGGAUCUGUUGAAGAAUAAAUUUGGAUAUGAUGAAGCCUUUAACUACAAAGAAGAACCAGACCUCAAUGCAGCAUUAAAAAGGUAUUUUCCGGAAGGCAUUGACAUUUACUAUGAGAAUGUUGGAGGAAAGACACUUGAUGCUGUACUCUUGAAUAUGAAACUCAAUGGUCGCAUACCUGUGUGUGGAAUGAUCUCACAGUAUAAUCUUACGCAACAUGAAGGCGUAACGAAUUUGGCACAUCUUGUGUAUAAACGGAUUCGUAUGCAAGGUUUUGUUGUAGGUGAUUUCUAUCAUCUGUAUGCCAAAUUCUUGGAGUAUGUUCUGCCUUAUAUCAGAGAAGGGAAGGUUGUGUAUGUGGAAGACAUAGCUGAGGGACUUGAGAAAGGCCCUGCAGCAUUGGUGGGAUUAUUUAGUGGUCAGAAUGUUGGGAAACAAGUGCUUGUUGUUGCUCGUGAAUGAAUUCUGGUGCUUUCAUUUUAUUUAUGUUGAAUAAUAAGAUCUCUCUGUAUGGCUUUGUGCAAUAUUCUUUCUAAACUAUAGUAUUGAUUGUAAUUGCUUGCUUCUGUGACAUCUUAGGAUAGAUAAAACCUCUGAUAUAUUCUUCUUUGUUACUUCUAAUAGUAUAUUUACUAAUUUUAUUAAGUUUUAUUUGCGGUCA
Molecule: messenger RNA, 1415 nt
Organism: Lathyrus oleraceus (garden pea)
Lineage: Eukaryota; Viridiplantae; Streptophyta; Magnoliopsida; Fabales; Fabaceae
Product: 2-alkenal reductase (NADP(+)-dependent)
Exons: 4
Coding region: 182-1216 (344 amino acids)
Molecular function (GO): 2-alkenal reductase [NAD(P)H] activity
Source: RefSeq, a predicted model, not a curated record